GCUCAGAAUAGGCUCAGACUGGAUUCUGCUGUCUGCUGCUUACAAACACUGAACCAGGACUACUGCUACACUCACAUCAGCUCUCAAGCUUACAGAAAGAAUGAAGGUCACCAUAAUCAUCUUUUUCCUGAUUGGAACUAUUUUUGCCAACCCAAUUUCAUUCAGUGCUGUUUUGCUAUCAAGCGAGCUUGACUCAAACUCGACCGAAAGUUUGUCUGUUUCACAAUCUUCUGAAAAUGACACCUCAGAGCUGAUGAGCUCUGAAGAAAAUAUCUCAAGUCAGAGUCAGAGUUCAGAGUCACAAUCAGUAGAAUCCACGUCAGAGGACACGACUUCAGAGGAGAGCAACAGUCUGUCAGAGGAGGAUGAUGAGACGGACUCUCUGGCAGAAACCAGGGAUGACAGCAUGGGCAGUGAGGAGAACGUUCGAAAGAGCUGGGUCCGAGUGUUCGCAAGUGUGAUCAAAAUACUGAGUGGAGAGGACAACAGCAGCAGCACAGAAGCCAAGGGUCCAUCCAUCGACCUCACUGAGAAGCAGCCCACUCACACGUCCACUGGCACCACUUUCAAACAGAGGACCAACAUGGCUCACACAGACCUACAGACUACCACAGACAGCAGUGACACAACCAGCGACAGCACAGACUCCAGCAAUGACACUGGGGAGACAGCCGUCACCAGUGACAGCAGCGAGAGCAACAGCAGAGAAAGCAACGAGACCAACGAGACCAGUGAGGACAGCGACAGCAGUGAUGCCAGCAAAAGUUCAGAAGAGAGUAAUGCCAGUGACAGCAACGAGCUGAAACAACUCAAAGACUGUGUGAACGGGACACAGAGCUGCGAAAGUGAAGAGUAUUUCUUCCAGGACAUCGGAGACGAUGCCCAUUACUCAGUGGACAAUCUGAUGGUUCCAGAUGACGAUGAAAGGGAGUUUGUUUUAAGGAGAUGAUGACAUGCACUUGCGCAGUUUUGUAUGAUCCCAACUAUGAACUACAACACCAUCAAAUGACCUGCCUGAAGACUUCAGAAUGACAUAUUUGCUCAUACCCAUCGCUUCUGAAUGUUUUAUUUUCCCAUAUAAUGUUACAGCAACCUGCAGCUGAUUGAUUUUUUUUUUUUUUUAAUUAUUAUUGUGGGGAUGAUUUUGUUGCCUCAGCAUUUACCUUGUUUUAAAGUAUUAAUAAACUAAUGAUAUAACCGUUGUUUUGGGUGCUUGCAUGUUUUAAGCUUAAGUUAUUUAGACAUGUAGUGGAAAAACUAAUAUCCCAACAUUUAGACCUGCUCAGGUUUAUAGUUGUAGUUAACUAUUUAUUUUGAAUUGCUGUACAUUACAGAAGACAAUUGGUCUUUUUUAAAAUAUUCAUACAUUUAAUAAAUAAGUAGCACUUUGCAGACUAUGAUUUGAAAUGCAAAAAUCCUAAGACUGUAUUUUGAUUAGCUAUAAAUAUUGCCUUCCAAUGUAUAGGAUAAAGCAGUUCAAAUAAACUCCGCUGUAAGGCAAAUCCAACAAUUUAACAUAAAGUAUAGCAGGCCUAUAAAGGCUGAUAUACUCUACGUUUCAAGAGCUUUAUAAUUGUUUAGCGCAUUUAUGUUUAUAAAAAAGCAGCAAAAGUGAAUCCUAGAAAUGUGUACACUUUUACUGAUAGUUCUGAGAUUUUCUUCCACCACAUGGAUUAUUACAACAAUAAAAAAGCAAUUGAUUCACAAGUUUAUCACCUAUGACGUUGAUGAUAAUGAUAUUGAUGAUGAUAAUAAUAAAUAUGUUGUUGAUGUUGCAAUCUCCAUGAUGAUGAUGAUAACACUGAUGUGGAAGUUAUUUGUGCUGUUGUUGUUGAUGUUGAUAAGCAGUGAUUAUUAAAAUAAGAAGGAAAAACUAUUUACACAGCUA
Labrus mixtus (cuckoo wrasse) is the source of this 1888-nucleotide messenger RNA. RefSeq names its product secretory calcium-binding phosphoprotein 1 (gene scpp1). The record is from RefSeq and is a predicted model, not a curated record. The transcript is spliced from 10 exons. The coding region runs from base 101 to 949 and encodes 282 amino acids. NCBI's taxonomy places the organism in Eukaryota, Metazoa, Chordata, Actinopteri, Labriformes, Labridae.